Molecule: messenger RNA, 299 nt
Organism: Strongylus vulgaris
Lineage: Eukaryota; Metazoa; Nematoda; Chromadorea; Rhabditida; Strongylidae
Source: the annotation of a GenBank genome assembly
UUGGCGAACUUCAACAGUGGACUUGAUCCAUACUUCCUAUAUUACUCCUGCUAUUUAAAUCCUGACGAUGCCCCAACUCCUACACAAAUUGCGGCAGCUACACUAAAGACACAUUUUAGAAGGAUGAAUAGCAACAUUAAAGCCCAGCCAGCUUGCGCACAUCAUAACGACUCCGUAGUAUAUCUGCAACAAGAGGAUGUACGAAAAGCAUUGCAUAUUCUCACAGCAGUGCCACCAUACCAAACUUGCAAGUACUUGCAUUUCGAAAUUAAUAUCCUGGAUAAAAGACUAAGUUGAUU